Molecule: messenger RNA, 1631 nt
Organism: Acanthoscelides obtectus
Lineage: Eukaryota; Metazoa; Arthropoda; Insecta; Coleoptera; Chrysomelidae
Source: the annotation of a GenBank genome assembly
AUGAGCAACAAUAUCAAGAAGUUGAAGAACUUCUGUUUGCUCCAACAAUAUGACAGUUCGGUGAGGUUUGUGGACCAGACUCAGGGUGGAUUAUAUUACACGCAUCUGCGGCAAACAUUUGAAAGAAAUAGAAAUAAGAAGAAAGAAUGGAAAGAGUUGUUCCGAUGGAAGAACUUGCUCAUAUUGGUGGAUAAAACAAUUACAGUUCUGUAAAAAAGAGUGAUAUCUGCUAUGGUACCAAAUGAACAGGGCCUUAUAUUCAGCUGGAUGAGAAGAAAAGGCAAGAGGCCAUUUUAGGACACAAAUUUGGCAUAGCUUAUCAUUUGCAUUUUUAUGUUCCGCACUACGCUCUAAACCAAAAGUUUGAAACAAGGAAUUUGCAGAGAUGUUUUAAUAAUUAAUAUGUCUGGAAUAUUUUCAGCUACUUCGAAUUUGGAGAAAAAAGUUAUUUUUUCAAAAUCAUUAUAUAACCAUUUCAUAGGAUUAUAGGUGAUUGAGUAAUUCUAGCGCAUGGAAUGAAGUCAAGAGUCUUUACUGUAUUCAUUUUAUUCUUCAAAUGAACUGUGGACAAAUAAAUCAUUUUUGGUGACAUCAUGGAAACUGUAUUAAAAUUCAAAAGAUGUCUGUGUAGAACAACAUAAUUUGCCUCUCAUUUGUAGUAGCCAGCAACAAACACUCUUUAUUAAUAUCUAUUAUUCAGAUAGAUCAUUGUCUAUCUACUGUCGGUUGGAUUGCUAUUACCAUGUUUUGUCAUUUGUUCUAAACUGUUAUCUCAAAGCUACUGCAACUUUUACAAUAUUCUUGAUCAAAUAUGGACCAAAGUCACUGUUUCACUUUCAUUGUUCCAUUAAAAGCAAUGUAACCAUUUUUAAACAAGUAUAUAAUAUAUUUGGUAUUUUUCUCGGAUGCUUUUAUAUUUUCAGGCUAAUAAACUUACUGCAGGUGCUGCAGAAAACGCUAAGGUGGGAGUCCUGAGAAACCAAACAGAAGAAUCCAUCCAGUUGUGGCUGUAAAGAGCUUUGUAUAUGUCUGUGAAGGAUUAUGGCAAGGUGUUCCUAUGACGCCAGAGAGACAACUGUAUGACGCCUACGAGACGUCCCUAAACGCAUCCGAGACGUCCAUGUUAUGUCUCGAACGCCAGUUUAAGAACAAUAGACCAAAACAACAUGUCUUAAAGACGUUCUAAUUAGUAACAACCGGUCUCUAAAAGACGUCUGUUAGACUUUUGCAAACGUCUUUAAGGUGUCUCGAAAGUUGAGAUCGGACGUCCUAAACACAUCUUUGAGACGUCUUUGUGCUAUUUGGGUCCAGACUACACUGUCACCAUAUCUAAAGCAGGAAGCUUUUUAUAGUAUUGAUAGUUCUCUAGUCAAUGACUUCAGUGACAUAUACAUGAUUAUAUUUAUCUUUUUUUAUAUAUUUUAGUAUAAUUACGUGUGAUUUGAACUUGUCAGUAUAUUUUUAUCUUUUGAAUGUGUUCGGUUUGUUUUAUUUAGUAUUAAUGGUGAGUGUUUACUUUUUUGUUCAUUGGAAGUUUUUCCUUUUUGACGUAUGUGAAUGCUUUUGCAUGCCCAACAUCAUUAAAUAUCAUUAUUUUUAUUAUUAAAAUUUAAAAAAAAAAAUGAAUCGCG